UUGGGCGAGUACCGAAAACUUCCAAUCAAACGCUACGCCGCGCGAGCGAAGCGAGAGACGGGCGAGGGAAGGUACUGGCGAGAAUAUAAAUCCACCGCGCUGAGCGAACAGGUGAACGCGGUGACGAGCGUGUCGUACGGAGGCGCGGGGUCGUCGGGGGGCGAACGCGGCGCGUUGGCGGCGACGAGCGGGGCGAGGGUGACGCUGUACGCGCCGAGCGGAGCGAGAAAAUUGAGGACGUUCGCGCGAUUUAAGGACGUGGCGUACAGUGGUGUGCUGAGAGACGAUGGGAAGGCGCUGGCGGUCGGAGGACAGGCUGGGGUGGUGCAGUUGUUUGAUUGCGGGUCGCGAGCGGUUUUGAGAAAGUUUACGACGCACUCCGCGGCGGUUCGCGCGGUGCGAUGGAGCGCGGAUAAGCUGCACUUAGGGUCGGCGAGCGACGACGCGACGGUGCGAAUAUGGGAUAUUUCCACUGGGAAUUGCGUGCGAAGGCACGAUGGGCACACGGAUUACGUUCGAGCGCUCGAGCGGAGUACGGUUUCUCAAGAGAUGUGGGCGAGCGGGUCGUACGACCACACGGUGAAAAUUUGGGACGCUAGACAAGGACGCGAGGCGGUGAUGACGCUCGAUCAUGGUUCGCCCGUGGAAGAUGUCGCGUGGUAUCCCAACGGAAACUUGCUCGUCUCCGUCGGUGGCGAGGACGUGUGCGUGUGGGACGCCAUCGGCGGCGGCCGGUUGCUUCGUCGGUUGCGCAGUCACCAGAAGACCAUCACCACCAUCGGUAGCGAAAGCGCGCUCGAAUCAAACGCGCCUCGCAUGAUCACCGGCUCCUUGGACGGCUUCGUCAAGAUUCACGAACUCGACACUUUCACCGUGACGCACUCGAUCAAGUACCCUGGACCCGUGCUGACGUGCUCGCUCUCGCCAGACGCGAACUGCCUUGCCACUGGACUAGCCAAUAAAGUAUUGAGCGUUCGCAGACGAACGAAACCUCGUAACAGUGACGACCCUUCGGGGUAUCAAGGCGUUCGAAGUAAAAAGAAGGGCUUCACGGUGAAGAAACCUCGACGACUGGAUGCGAGUCAUUGGCGGUACUUUAUUCGAGGUCAAAACUCUAAAGCGGCGGCAGACGCCACGCGAGUGCUUCGUCGACGACGUGUGCACUUGGCCGCGCACGAUCGAAUGUUGAAACAAUUUAGAUACGGAGACGCCCUGGACGCGGCGUUGCACGUGGGUAGGGCGGAAGUUGUCGCCGCAGUCAUAGAAGAAGUCGGUCGAAGAGGGGGGCUUCAGAAGGCACUCGCCAACCGCGACGACCAGUCGCUGCUUCCGAUUUUGGAGUAUAUAGAGAAAAAUAUCUCCAAGCCGCGCCACACGGCGCAGAUGGUGAACAUUGCGAACCGAAUCGUCGACUUGUACGGUGGCGACGUCGGCGCGAGUUCGGCUGUGGACAACGCAUUGCGUAGAAUCCAGUUGAAAAUCAAAGCGCAACUGCGACUACACGAAGCAUUGACGCAGUUACAAGGGAUGGCUUUGACGAUA
Molecule: messenger RNA, 1542 nt
Organism: Ostreococcus lucimarinus CCE9901
Lineage: Eukaryota; Viridiplantae; Chlorophyta; Mamiellophyceae; Mamiellales; Bathycoccaceae
Exons: 2
Biological process (GO): positive regulation of transcription by RNA polymerase I; rRNA processing
Cellular component (GO): nucleolus
Molecular function (GO): protein binding
Source: RefSeq, a predicted model, not a curated record